Molecule: messenger RNA, 2018 nt
Organism: Drosophila willistoni
Lineage: Eukaryota; Metazoa; Arthropoda; Insecta; Diptera; Drosophilidae
Product: WSCD family member GA21586
Exons: 5
Coding region: 112-1101 (329 amino acids)
Source: RefSeq, a predicted model, not a curated record
CGAUUCUGGGGUCUCUCUCUCUCUACGUUGAUAUUUAGACUCCCUCUUAGGCAUAUUCACGUGCAAAAGAAGGACAAGGGGAAAUCGGAAUCGUAAUGCAAAGGCGGCGUUAUGGCACUACAAGGCUGGCGCUUUUUCGGUGUCUCGGCAACCAUCAUCAUCUACAUAGGCGGCGUUUUAUUUCUAUCCAUGAACAAUAUACCUGGAUCGCAUCCAAAACGCACACGGAUCGAGCGUUUUGCCGAGUUUCCCAGCUUUCAUAGUCCUCGAUUUCCUAUGCCUAGCCGCAAGAUGACCAUACGCUGGUGUCGAGAUCUCAAAUAUAUAAAUCGUGAUCUUCCAAAUUAUACAGAUUACAAGGCUGGAGAUUUUUUCACAGCUGCCCUGCCCAGCAGCAUUCUAGGCAGCAGCAGCAGCAGCGAUGGCGAUGCGUUAAUGCCACCAAUGGCCAUGCCCAUGCUAACGGCUUUGGCCAGUUUUCCGGGCAGUGGUAACACUUGGUUGCGUUAUUUGCUGCAGCAAGCGACUGGCAUACUCACGGGCAGCAUCUAUAAGGAUUAUGGACUGCUCAAGACCGGAUUUCCGGCCGAAAAUGUCUGCAAUAGCUCAGUAUUAUUAGUGAAAACACACGAAUGGGGCUCCAAGGCUUGGGCUCCGUUCUCCAAGGCCAUAUUGCUGGUCCGCGAUCCGGAGAAGGCCAUUAUAGCCGAGUUUAAUCGGCAGAGUGGCGGCCACAUUGGUUUCGCCUCACCCGAUCGCUACAAGCGUACCAAAGGCAAAUAUUGGCAACAGUUUGUUAGCAAUAAGCUUAAGGGCUGGGAGCUAAUGAAUCUUAGCUGGGCCCGCAAUUUUACUGGCAGUAUUAAGGUUGUAUUCUAUGAUGACUUGGUCCAUCAUACCGAACGUGAAUUGCGAGCAAUUUUGGAAUUUCUUGAAUAUCCUGUGGAUGAGCAGCUAUUGCGUUGCGCUAUAAUGCGCAAGGAGGGCAUAUUUAGACGUAAGAAACGUGUGUUAUCCUUUGAUCCCUAUACGGAUGCCAUGCGACUGGAAGUACAGACACGUAAACGUUGGGUCUACGGCCAAUUGGGCAGACAGGAGUAACAACAAUAAGGACAACAACGAGACGAAAGCAACGAUUAUGGAGCAACGUGCAAUAACAAGACAAAGAGGGACAAAAUACGAAACACAAGAAAACCAAAUACGUACCACCAACAAUAGCAAUAUCCUUACUAAUAUACUCCAUGCCACGCCCAUAACCGUGCCCCUGCCCUUGCCCAUCCCGGCCACUCAAUGUUUUCUUCCUUCGUACCACACAAAACGACUGCAAUGCAUCAAAUAGUAAUAGUAAUAUUUAUAAUUACAAUAAUAAUAAUUAACAAUUUAUAUUUCACAUAGGACCAUAGAUCUCAAUGAUGGAAUCAAAUUGCAAUAGGAUAGAUAGUUUAGACCUUAAAUUUUGGACCCACUUUUUUCCACACUGUGUGCGCCUUCUUCCAAAUCAAAUCAAAUCAAACCAAAACCAAAUUGUUUUCGCAUUGUAUCGGUUGCUUAUAGCCAAAUAAUAGCAUAAGCUUAUAGCCUAAAAUUAGUUACUACUACUACUACAACUACAACUAGUUUUAUUUUUGUCUAACUGUUGGUUUUUUUUUCCACUAGCCUUUAAGUUUUGUUAGCUCUUUAUACCUUUAUAUACAUAUAUAUAUAGUUCAAAAAUGUGGAGAAAUAAGGUAUUCUGAUUCCUGUACGAAUUUAUGAAAUUCAUUAUACGCCAUGUUGUCAUAUGCUUUAUCGCUCAUCCAUAUAUAUAUGUGUAUGCAUGCAUGUACAUACAUAUAUUCAUUGAUAUUUUGCUCUGAUCAAUAACAUUAACAACAACAACAACAACAAUUAGACUAUCCUUGUAAAAAGUUUUAUACACAAUUCUACAAAACAAAACAGGAAAAAGAAAAACGAGAAAAUGAAAUAACGUUAAUUUAUGAUUAUAUUAGAUAAUUGUACAAAUUUGAAACUGAAAUAAA